This is a messenger RNA of Carlito syrichta (Philippine tarsier), 442 nucleotides long. Its product is annotated as GLI pathogenesis related 1 like 2. The transcript has 3 exons. The annotation marks the transcript as partial. The record is from RefSeq and is a predicted model, not a curated record. NCBI's taxonomy places the organism in Eukaryota, Metazoa, Chordata, Mammalia, Primates, Tarsiidae.
AGGAACUCUGACAAGAAGACCUUAUCAACAAGGAAUAUUUUGUACUCGAUGUGGCAGACGUGACAAAUGUACAGAUUUUCUAUGCAGUAAUGCAGAUCGUGACCAAGCCAUAUAUUACCGAUUUUGGUAUCCGAGGUGGGAAGUGCCCCGGCCAAUUGUGUGUGACCCACUGUGCGCAUUUAUUUUCUUUCUGAGAAUGAUAAGUUUGGUGGUGUGUGUCAUAAUUGUUUGGAUAGUACAGCCUCAGUUUCCAAAUAUCUUAUUGGAACAACAGAUGACAUUUACCCCUGAGGAAUCUGAAGCAGAGAGAGAAAAGGAGGAAGAAGAGGAAGAGGAAAUGGAGGAGGAAAAUGAAAAUGAAGAGGAAGAGGAGGAAGAGGAGAAAGAGGAGAAAGAGGAGGAGGAGGAGGAAAAAGAAAAGGAGAAAGAAGAGGAAAAAUAA